GCGCGGUGGGGAAGAUGGCGUACCAGAGCCUCCGGCUGGAGUACCUGCAGAUCCCGCCGGUCAGCCGCGCCUACACUACCGCCUGCGUCCUCACCACCGCGGCCGUGCAGUUGGAAUUGAUCACACCUUUUCAGUUAUACUUCAACCCUGAACUAAUUUUUAAACACUUUCAAAUAUGGAGGCUAAUCACCAAUUUCUUAUUUUUUGGUCCAGUUGGAUUCAAUUUUUUGUUUAACAUGAUUUUUCUAUAUCGUUACUGUCGAAUGCUAGAAGAAGUCUUUCGAGGUCGGACAGCAGACUUUGUAUUUAUGUUCCUUUUUGGUGGAUUUUUAAUGACUCUUUUUGGUUUGUUUGUGAGCUUAGUUUUUUUAGGCCAGGCCUUUACAAUAAUGCUGGUCUACGUGUGGAGCCGAAGGAACCCGUACGUCCGCAUGAACUUCUUUGGUCUUCUAAACUUCCAGGCCCCCUUUCUGCCCUGGGUGCUCAUGGGGUUUUCCUUGUUGUUGGGGAACUCAAUUAUUGUGGACCUUUUGGGUAUUGCAGUUGGGCACAUAUAUUUUUUCUUGGAAGAUAUAUUUCCCAAUCAGCCUGGUGGAAUAAGAAUUCUGAAAACACCAUCUCUUUUGAGGACUAUUUUUGAUACACCAGAUGAGGAUCCCAAUUACAACCCACUACCUGAAGAGCGGCCAGGAGGCUUCGCCUGGGGUGAGGGCCAGCGCCUUGGAGGGUAAAGCAGCUGUGCCAAUUUAUGAAACCCAUCUGAGAAGGACUCAGUGAAAUGCCCGUUGGGAUUCUUUUAUCCCUUGUUGCGAAAGUGUGGACACUUUUGACAGCUUGACAGAUUUUAACUCCAGAAGCACUUUACGGAAUGGUACACUGACUAACACAGAAGACGUUUCCAGCAGUUUGCCAGGGGUUCCUCACUAUGCUGGUACUAAAAGUAUAACCUCUUGGAGCCAAAAAACUGGAGAAACAGAUACCCUGCCGCCUCUAACAAGUCCAUGGGUACUUAAGCUCUGUGGCAUAAGGCAGGGCGUUUCCUCCUCCUCUUCUUUGAUAGACAAGGCCGUGGUGUAAAUGGAAGUUUCAGAGAGGACAAAAUAAAACUGAAUUCCAUCUCUCUCACACUGUA
Molecule: messenger RNA, 1132 nt
Organism: Peromyscus leucopus (white-footed mouse)
Lineage: Eukaryota; Metazoa; Chordata; Mammalia; Rodentia; Cricetidae
Gene: Derl2
Product: derlin 2
Biological process (GO): endoplasmic reticulum unfolded protein response
Cellular component (GO): Hrd1p ubiquitin ligase ERAD-L complex; endoplasmic reticulum membrane
Molecular function (GO): ubiquitin-specific protease binding; misfolded protein binding
Source: RefSeq, a predicted model, not a curated record